AUGAGAGGAUACAAUAAUAUAUGUUCAUUAUUGUUGUUCAUUUCAAUAUAAGAAGAGAAAGCUAGAGAAAUCCUGAAAAUAUUCUUCAAGAAUUCUCAAAUAAGAAAGGAAUUGAGGAAAUCAUACUUUUAUGGCAAAAUGUUAAUCGUUAUUUUAUCAUGA
This is a messenger RNA of Paramecium sonneborni, 162 nucleotides long. The record is from the annotation of a GenBank genome assembly. NCBI's taxonomy places the organism in Eukaryota, Ciliophora, Oligohymenophorea, Peniculida, Parameciidae.